AUGGCGACUACCGGCGGGCAACAUCUAUACCAAUACAGCCCGCUUCCCGGCGCAAGAUGGACUCGCGUAAUCAAGCUCCAGGCUGGCGAAUUCCGCGACCCCCUCAAAUGCUCGAUCCAUCCUAUCGACCUCGAUUCGGCGCAUGAGCCGUAUGUUGCCCUUUCGUAUCGCUGGGGUCAGAAAGCCAACACUAUCCUAUGCGACGGGCAGACCGUGACCGCCAACGACAAGCUCUACGAGGCCAUGCAGCGACUGCGUGAAAGAAAAGCCGACGUCACCUUCUGGGCCGAUGCCAUCUCCAUCAACCAGGCUGGAUCCCCCGAAGGACUGGCGGAGAAGUCGCAGCAGGUCCAGCUGAUGAGCGUGAUCUUCAGCCAGGCAACCACGGUCGUCGCUGAUCUGGGCUACGCUACCAUGGAAAUGAUGGCUGGCCUUGAUGAACUCUUGGGAAAGCUCUAUUCCCUGCCACUCAAUCAGACAGGCUCAGAUUUGGUCCUGGGCCCCGGGUUUCAGGAGCUGGGCCUGCCCGGGAUCGGCGACCCGGCAUGGUCCAUGUUGGAUGAGCUGAUACGGCGUGAAUGGUUCAACCGCGUGUGGAUGAUCCAGGAAUUUGCGUUGGCCCGCAGACUGAAGAUGAGGGUAGGGACGCGUCUGUUCGACUUUUCGCUGAUUGAAAAGGCGAGUCGGGUCUACCGUCGCAUGCAGCCGCCAUGGGACGUGAUGGCAGCCAUGGGGCCCAACUGGGCUAGAAGCACAAGGGGACUGGAGCUCAUGAUCCUCGUACGUGAUCUUUACAAGAGCGUGAGGCCGUCUCCGCUCGUCGACUUGUUCGGCAUGUCCUCGAAUUUCGCAGCCACAGACCCGCGAGAUCGCAUCUACGCGCUCACCGGGCUCGUCAAGAAUCCUGCUGGCGCAGACACGGAACCAUUCAAGAUCGACUACGCCGAGUCCACCCACCAGGUGGCAAUUCGCUUUGCAAGGCACCUGGCCCAUGCCCGGCCGCCCUCGUUGAUCUGGAUGUACGCAGGCGGCCCGCAUCCCCAUCAGCCAUCGUGGGCUCCAAACCUCGAAUCCGACCGACAGAGGAUGCCCUCUGAGGGCAUGAUGCCAACCUGGCAGGCAGCUCCUCAUAACCCCUUCAGCGCUGGCGGAACAGAUGGGUCGAUGGACCCACCCACCUUCACGGAUGACAACGUGACGCCCGUUCUGACGGCUUACGGCCGAGUCGUCGACACUAUCAGCGCGGUCACGGAGAUAUUCGACAUUGGCGAGCAACCGACAGCGACUCUGCAGUCCCGCGGUGAGAGCCUCAUCGAUUUCGAACAAGGUGCUCGCCGACUCUUAGUCGAGCACGGCCUCCCGGCUCCGUUUCGCCCAAGCGACCUAACAGUAUACGACCCAUACUGGCUCAGCCUGGUCGGCGGCACGGACGAGACGUUCACCGGGCGUGCCGGCUCCGAUGUGCGCGACAGUUUCAUCGCGUUUGCCAGCGCAGGCGACGACAUCUCGUCGGGCCGCGAGUCCGGCGACAUCGACGACCGGCCCGAUAAGAUCGCCCAGGUGCUGAGGAUGUACAAAUUCAUGAGUGCUUUCGGCGCGGCCAUGUUCCAACGGCGGCUCUGUGUGACGGAGCGCAGACGAGUCGGGAACGUUGUGGCCGCCGCGAAGGCCGGGGACCGCGUGGUCGUCAUCCGGGGCGUCGACCGGCCGGUGCUCAUGCGCGAGGUGGCCGUCGAGGACGGUCCUCCCUCUGGAGCGGUCCAUCAACCCCUCCUACAGUUCAUCGGCAUGGCGUACGUCCAUGGUAUCAUGGAAGGUGAGGCGCACAGGGAGACGGAGCUUAAGAUGGACCAAAUCUUUGUUGUCUAG
This is a messenger RNA of Cladophialophora immunda, 1869 nucleotides long. RefSeq lists its product as uncharacterized. Bases 1 to 1869 code for a protein of 622 amino acids. The transcript has a single exon. The record is from RefSeq and is a predicted model, not a curated record. NCBI's taxonomy places the organism in Eukaryota, Fungi, Ascomycota, Eurotiomycetes, Chaetothyriales, Herpotrichiellaceae.